Molecule: messenger RNA, 1624 nt
Organism: Thlaspi arvense
Lineage: Eukaryota; Viridiplantae; Streptophyta; Magnoliopsida; Brassicales; Brassicaceae
Source: the annotation of a GenBank genome assembly
CGCGGAACAGAGAAACAGAGAGACUUACAAUAGUUCUGAGAAAACCCAAAUAAGAAAAAAAAAUAUAAAUUUUUAUCAAACUUCCAGAUUUCCAAAAGCAAAAUCAGGCCUCGUUGACAUUUUCCCAGAAAUCAAACGUAGUUUUAUUCGAAUUUCCAAGAAACAGAUCCUUUGUGAUUUUCUCAAGUAAUCACUCUCAUUAUCGUCAUCAUCUUGUGGGGUUGAUUUAAUGGCAGAAUCUAGAUAAAACAGAGAUUGAGAAGAACAGAAUCGAAACACAAGGAUAAGACAAGACACGUGUUUGGCAAAAGAUCUGAAAAUAUGUUCUGUUGCGGAGGUGCGGAUGAGGAACCCGCCGGUCCGCCAGCAAACCAGUAUGCAGCGCCUCCUAACAAGGCCGGAAAUCCCAAUUUUGGCGGCGGAAAUAGAGGGGAGCCGAGGAACCCGAACGCACCGAGAUCCGGAGCUCCUGCAAAGGUUUUGCCCAUAGAGAUCCCUGCCGUUGCAUUGGAUGAGUUGAACAGAUUGGCGGGUAACUUCGGAAACAAGGCACUGAUCGGUGAAGGUUCUUAUGGACGUGUCUUCUACGGCAAGUACAAAGGGAAUGAUGUUGCUAUCAAGAAGCUUGACGCUAGCUCUUCUGAAGAACCUGACUCCGAUUUCACAUCACAGUUAUCGGUGGUAUCGCGGCUCAAACACGAACAUUUUGUGGAGUUGCUGGGGUACUGCCUGGAAGCAAAUAACCGCAUUCUCAUCUACGAGUUCGCAACCAAAGGUUCUUUACACGAUGUAUUACACGGGAGAAAGGGCGUGCAAGGGGCUGAGCCAGGGCCGGUGCUGAACUGGAACCAAAGGGUGAAGAUCGCGUAUGGAGCAGCCAAGGGACUUGAGUUCCUUCACGAGAAGGUCCAGCCACCAAUAGUCCACAGGGACGUGAGGUCGAGCAAUGUCUUGUUGUUUAAUGACUUUGUCGCCAAAAUGGCUGAUUUCAACUUGACCAACGCAUCCUCCGAUACCGCGGCUAGGCUUCACUCCACUCGUGUCUUGGGAACGUUCGGCUAUCACGCUCCAGAGUAUGCAAUGACGGGACAGAUAACACAGAAGAGUGAUGUGUAUAGUUUUGGUGUUGUGCUUUUGGAGCUCUUGACGGGAAGAAAACCCGUAGAUCAUACCAUGCCUAAAGGCCAACAAAGUCUUGUUACUUGGGCAACUCCGAGACUAAGUGAAGACAAAGUCAAACAAUGCAUAGAUCCUAAGCUAAACAAUGACUUCCCUCCUAAAGCAGUCGCCAAGUUGGCAGCCGUGGCGGCCUUGUGUGUUCAGUACGAGGCAGACUUCCGACCCAACAUGACCAUUGUUGUCAAGGCACUUCAGCCUCUUCUUAACUCUAAACCGGCCGGUCCUGAGUCUACUUCCUAAAUAACCAUUUUACCAUUUCUUCUGUUUUUAUUAUUGUUGUUGUUGUUAUUGUUAUGGCUCUUUUUCUCUCUUUUUCCUUCUGUUAUGAUUAUUGGUUAUAAGAUGUUGUUAUUUAAUCAGAAUGUAACUUAUAUUUUUCAUUGGAUUGAAGCCCUCUUUCUUUUUUUGGUUGAAUCUAAACCUUGAGUCGAAUUUUGAAUCAGAA